AUGACUUCUCCCGCCAGUUCAGAUGAAGGGGAGAUUCACGAUGGAAGCUUAGAGAAGGCAACUACGAUGCAGUCAAAAUUCGAUGGCACUUCCGUUGACCGUCAAAACAGAAACCGCUCUAGUAACUCAAACUCGCUAUCGCCUGAACACAACCACACUCAGAGGUCCAGAGACAUGAAGUCACACGAGAGAAGCAGAUCGCCAUACUCAAAUCGAGCACCGAGGGGUUCCAAAAGAACCCGCGAUGACGAUUAUCCAGAGAGGUCUCGCGAUCCACGAAGGUUCAAGGUUCACUACGAGGACGGCAACUCGACCGAUUAUAAGCGGCGGUCCCGCAUUUCCUACGAAGACCUCGAUCGAGGCCCUUCUGCUUCUUCCGACUUGCGAUACGACGAUCGAGACAGUUACACUGAUAAGCGUCCUCGAACACGCAGUCGCUCUCCCUACAGAUCCAGUCGCGGUGGCGACGCAUAUGGCCGUGGUGGGCAAUCCAAAAGAGAUACUGAGCGACAUGGUAACUCCAAUACAAGAGGAAAUAGGUCUCAAAAUGGACCUUAUAACUAUGGAGAUGUGAGAAAUCGGGAUAUCAAGGACCAGUCAGUGAGCAAACGGGAAAAUAGCCCGCUGCCUGCUGGGAAUGCAAGACACGAGGCUAAAAAUGUGCAAGGAAAUUCACAGCGGUCUUCCGACAAUGCUUUGGCCAAAUUUGAGCUGGAGAAGUAGGUUUUUCCGUAUUUCACUCAAACUAGUAAUUUACUAACACAAUACAAGGGACAGUACUAUCAAAGAUACGGCCACUGAGUCUCAUGAAGAGGAACAUCUCGAUGAGGCAGCUUUGAUCGAGCAAAGACGCAAGCGCCGUGAAGCAAUCAAGGCUAAGUAUAGAGGAGCUGCCACGCCAUUAUUGGUACAAGCUUUGCAACUUGGGGACAAAACAGGAGAUUCCACACCUGCUCAAGAAGACAGCAAUACAUCAUCAGCUCGAUCUGGUAAGCAUACUGUAUUACCUAUCAGCUUCUUUUCUGAUGAAAACUCUACAGUUUCUCCUGCGAUUUCUAUACCUUCCACGCCUAUUGAAGCUCAGGACCUUGCUUCUCCUGCGGCUUUUGCUAUCAAUGACGACCAAGAACUCGCAAAUACAAAUGGUGUUACCACCUCAAACGAUGAGGAUGACGGACCCUCUGCUGCAGAUUACGACCCAACGGCUGAUAUGAGAGAAGAUAAACAGCGCGAUGUUCAAAGGCAUUCUGACGAAGUCUCAUCUGCAGCGUAUGACGAAACCAAAAUCACGACUGAGCAAGACGUGCUACUCCCUGUACUCAGCCCGGUAGAAGAAAAGGCUGCCAAGGCGCCCCGUGAGUUUGACAUGUUUGCGGAAGACGACGAUGAUAUGUUUGCAGAGGAACCUGUCGCAAAUGGACAGCGGCCAAUCAUUGUUGAGGAUGUGGCGAAAGCAGUUCCGAUUCCUAUGGCUAAGGAACUUGACGUUGGGAUGCUUGAUAACUGGGAUGAUAUCGAAGGCUAUUAUAAGAUCAUACUUGGAGAACUCCUGAAUGGAAGAUACCACGUGCAAGCAAAUCUUGGAAAAGGUAUGUUCUCGGGUGUUGUUCGAGCGAUGGAUGUGACAACAAAAAAGCUGGUUGCUAUCAAACUUAUCAGGAAUAAUGAGACGAUGUAAGUUUUUACUCACCUGCUUAAAAGGAGGUUGCUGACCUGAUGCAGGAGGAAAGCAGGCAUGAAGGAAAUCGAGAUUCUCCAAAAGAUUAAUGAGGCAGAUCCGGAUGAUAAGAAGCACAUGAUCCGACUUGAGCGCCAUUUCGAGCACAAAGGGCACUUAUGCAUGGUCUUUGAGAAUCUUAGUAUCAACUUACGAGAAGUCCUGAAGAAAUUUGGAAGGGAUGUGGGAAUCAACCUUCGCGCUGUUCGGGCUUAUGCUCAGCAAAUGUUUCUUGGCUUGAGCCUAAUGCGCAAAUGUAAUAUCCUCCAUGCAGAUCUCAAGCCCGAUAAUAUUUUGGUAGGCAAUACAAUAUGAAUUGUAUCUGAUUUCAUACGCUGACUAUAAAUAGGUCAAUGAAUCACGCAACAUGCUCAAAAUCUGCGAUUUAGGAUCAGCUUCUGAUGCAUCAGAGAAUGAAAUCACGCCAUACCUUGUUAGCAGAUUCUAUCGCGCACCAGAAAUCAUUCUCGGUAUGCCAUAUGAUUUUGCAAUUGACAUUUGGUCGGUUGGAUGCACACUUUAUGAGCUCUAUACUGGUAAGAUUCUAUUUACGGGACGAACCAAUAAUCAGAUGCUCCGAUCCAUCAUGGAUUGUCGGGGCAAAUUCACAACGAAAAUGCUCAAGCGGUCUGAGUUCGCUCACAUCCACUUUGAUGAGCUGGCCAAUUUUAGAAGCGUUGAACAAGAUAAGCUUACUGGAAAGGUAUGUACCAUUCAACUGAUAUUAUAAGGAAGGUCGAGCCGUUACGUGGGCGCGUGCCACAAAACAGGACAGACUCUACUCCACAUACGUGCCCCCAACGUGACCUUCCCCGCUCGAAUUCCCCAAAUAGCCAAAGCCACCUUUCUGACAUAUUUCUCCGAGUAGGACACCAUUAAGACCCUAUCGUUCGCCAAACCAUCCCGCGAUCUUCGAACCCGUCUUAUGUCCGCCUCAAAGGGCCUGACAGAGGUUGAGGCAAAGGAGUUGACUCUUUUUGCCGAUUUACUAGAUCGGUGUUUGGCACUCAAUCCAGAGAAGAGGUGCACGCCAGCGGAAGCUCUAAAACAUCCUUUUAUUCUCCGGACUCUGAGAUGAGGUGAACCAGGCGAAGUAAUUAUAGCAGCGUUGUCAUAUGCAUAGCAAUGUGGUAGAUAGUAGGGCGCGCCAUAGGUGCACAGCUCAACGAUAUCCCGUUCGAUGGGCUGGUAGAUAGCUUUAACUAGAGUACAUAGACUGAACAAUAUGAUCGACGAAUAACACCUCUGUGUUUAUACCAGUU
Molecule: messenger RNA, 2979 nt
Organism: Hymenoscyphus albidus
Lineage: Eukaryota; Fungi; Ascomycota; Leotiomycetes; Helotiales; Helotiaceae
Source: the annotation of a GenBank genome assembly